UCUUACCAUAGGAGGUGCUGCUGAAGAGAGCAGCAGAUCUGGUGGAAGCAUUGUACGGGAUGCCCCACAAUAACCAAGACAUCAUCUUGAAACGGGCAGCGGAUAUUGCCGAGGCCUUGUACAGUGUCCCGCGCAACCCUAACCAGCUGACAUCCCUGGCCGGGAACCACGGGCACUCGGGCAUGAUGGGCGUCAACUCCUUUGGGAGCCAGCUGGCCGUCAACAUCAGCGAGUCCACUCAGGGCUCAGAGCAAGGAUACCCGCGCAGCGCAAGCAGCGUCUCGCCCCGGGGCUACGUGCCCAGCUCCACCCCACAACAGAGUAACUACAACACGAUCACGUCCAGCAUGAACGGUUACGCGGGGGCCGCCAUGACCGGUCUUGGGGUGCCAGGGUCGCCCAGCUUUCUCAACGGCUCCACUGCCAACUCCCCCUAUGCCAUCAUGCCAUCCAGUCCGCCCCUGGGGGCCUCCUCCACCCCAGCCGGCGUCUUCUCCUUCUCCCCCGUCAACAUGAUCUCGGCGGUCAAGCAGAAAAGCGCCUUUGCUCCCGUCGUCCGGCCACAGGCCUCCCCGCCCCCUACUUGCACCAGCACCAACGGGAGCGGCCUGCAGGGCCUGUCGGGGCUAAUUGUGCCGCCCAUGUGAACUGGAGAUGGGAGGACGUCUUCCCCAAAGACAAAGCAGCCGGCUGGCACUUGGAC
Molecule: messenger RNA, 703 nt
Organism: Python bivittatus (Burmese python)
Lineage: Eukaryota; Metazoa; Chordata; Lepidosauria; Squamata; Pythonidae
Source: RefSeq, a predicted model, not a curated record